This is a messenger RNA of Paramecium tetraurelia, 1179 nucleotides long. RefSeq lists its product as uncharacterized. NCBI's taxonomy places the organism in Eukaryota, Ciliophora, Oligohymenophorea, Peniculida, Parameciidae. The transcript is spliced from 2 exons. The record is from RefSeq and is a predicted model, not a curated record.
AUGCAAAAACUAACAAGAAUUAACAGUUGUAUCCAUCAUUUUAAAUGCAUUAGAAAAAUGAAAAUGCAAACUCAAACAUUUAUUUUGCAAUCCUUCAUUUUUGUUUUAGUAUUUUUAAUUGUAAUCUCUUCCCAGAUGAUUAACAAAUUUAUGAUGGAUGACAUAAUUGAAAAAUUGACUAAGGAAAUAGAAAUAAAAACCAAUCUCAAAUAGAUAAACAUUUAAUCUCAAUUCAUCAAAUAUUAAGCUCACCACCCUUUGGAAUAUGGAUUCAAAUUUCUCCAAAGCUUCAAUAAAUUGAAUUAAUUGACAUUAAUAGACCAAAAAACUUCAAUUAAUCUUUUGCUAGGAUGUCCAAAGGAUGAAAAAAGUCUCAAUAUUUAUGAAAAAAUUCCUUAAUUUUGUUACAUCUUAACAAAGAGCAACACAAUAACAUCAGAUAAAAUAUUAAUUAACCAUAUAGUGGGAUAUCAAGCUUUAUUGAACUCAUUAUUUUUGCCCAUUUCUCUUUCGGAUUUCCAAAAAACAUUAUUUUUCACUUUUCUUUCUGAUGAAGAAUAUUUUGCAAUUCUCCCAUCAAAAAUUAUUCCAGCAGUGUACUUACCAUCAGAAAGGCCAUGGUAUCAGGAAUAGAUCUAGAAAGUGGAAAAUACGUAAUAGAAUGAUACAAUUUCGAUUUCAAGUAUUUAUCAAAAUUUUGAAACACAAAAAUAUGAAUUCACAAUAACAAAAGGAUUAACUGACCAAGAGUAGAAUUUAUGUGGAAUCUUUGGAAUCGAUUAAACUUUGGAACAUUAUAAAGAGCUAUUAUUGUACGAUGAUUUGAAUGUAAUUCUGGUUGAUCUCGAAGGAAGAAUGCUAUUAUCCAAUUUAAUGAUAAAAUAGGAUAUAGAUUUAUCAAAAGAGAAGAAGUACAUUUAUGACAGUGAUGCAACUGGAUUCGAUGAAAAUGAUUGGAAUUAAAUUGUGAACGAAGCCUAAAAAUAAGGGUAAGGAAAUAUUGAAUGUGGUGACAAUGGUGUUAAAUAAUUUUGUAGAUAUAAUACUUUCUUUAAGUAAGACCUGAUAAUAAUCGUGAUAAACAUUUCGAGUUAGUUUUAUUUGCUUGUGUAAAAGUUUGGCUCAUAUUACUACAAAUGUAACCAAGGCCAAAUAGCUACAGGAUUAAAUAAUGUCUGA